Mesocricetus auratus (golden hamster) is the source of this 5640-nucleotide messenger RNA. It is a transcript of the gene Taf1, whose product is annotated as TATA-box binding protein associated factor 1. The record is from RefSeq and is marked provisional. Gene Ontology annotation, cellular component: transcription factor TFIID complex. Gene Ontology annotation, biological process: transcription by RNA polymerase II; DNA-templated transcription initiation; RNA polymerase II preinitiation complex assembly. NCBI's taxonomy places the organism in Eukaryota, Metazoa, Chordata, Mammalia, Rodentia, Cricetidae. Gene Ontology annotation, molecular function: histone acetyltransferase activity; RNA polymerase II general transcription initiation factor binding; RNA polymerase II general transcription initiation factor activity.
GGGCCAGGCUGGGCUAUGCUGUUGCCCGCAACGGGUGCCAGCAGGUCUGCCGCCAUCAUGUCAGACACGGACAGCGAUGAAGAUUCCUCUGGAGGAGGCCCAUUUUCUCUAACCGGGUUCCUGUUCGGCAACAUCAAUGGAGCAGGGCAGCUGGAGGGCGAAAGCGUCUUGGAUGAUGAGUGUAAGAAGCAUCUUGCAGGCUUGGGGGCUUUGGGACUGGGCAGCCUGAUCACUGAGCUCACGGCAAAUGAAGAAUUGGCUGGGACUGAUGGUGCCUUGGUAAAUGAUGAAGGAUGGAUUAGGAGUAGAGAAGAUGCUGUGGACUAUUCAGACAUCAAUGAGGUGGCAGAAGAUGAAAGCAGAAGAUAUCAGCAGACAAUGGGGAGCUUGCAACCUCUUUGUCACUCAGCAGAUUAUGAUGAAGAUGACUAUGAUGCUGAUUGUGAAGAUAUUGAUUGCAAGUUGAUGCCUCCCCCACCUCCACCGCCUGGACCAGUGAAGAAAGAGAAAGAUCAAGAUGGUCUUACUGGUGAGAAAGUGGACUUCAGUAGUUCCUCUGACUCAGAAUCUGAGAUGGGACCACAGGAAGCAGCACAGGCAGAAUCUAAGGAUGGAAAGCUGACUCUACCAUUGGCUGGGAUUAUGCAGCAUGAUGCCACCAAGCUGUUGCCAAGUGUCACAGAACUUUUUCCAGAAUUUAGGCCUGGAAAGGUGUUACGCUUUUUACGUCUUUUUGGACCAGGGAAGAAUGUCCCAUCUGUUUGGAGGAGUGCUCGGAGAAAGAGGAAAAAGAAGCACCGUGAGCCUAUUCAGGAAGAGCAGAUCCAGGAGGAAGAGUGCUCAGUAGAAUUGGAAGUCAACCAGAAAUCUCUGUGGAACUAUGACUAUGCUCCACCUCCACCUCCAGAGCAAUGUCUCUCUGAUGAUGAAAUCACAAUGAUGGCUCCUGUGGAGUCUAAGUUUUCCCAGUCAACUGGAGAUACAGAUAAAGUAAUGGAUACUAAACCAAGAGUGGCAGAAUGGCGUUAUGGACCUGCUCGGCUGUGGUAUGAUAUGCUAGGUGUCCCUGAAGAUGGCAGUGGGUUUGACUACGGCUUCAAAAUGAGGAAGACUGAACAUGAACCUGCAAUAAAAUGCAAAAUGAUGACGAAAUUAAGGAAACUUGAAGAAAGUAAUGGCAUUGAUCUUCUGGCAGAUGAAAACUUCCUAAUGGUGACACAACUGCAUUGGGAAGAUGAUAUCAUCUGGGAUGGGGAGGAUGUCAAGCACAAAGGAACAAAACCUCAGCGUGCAAGUUUGGCGGGCUGGCUUCCUUCCAGUAUGACUAGGAAUGCCAUGGCCUACAAUGUUCAGCAAGGUUUUGCAGCCACACUAGAUGAUGAUAAACCCUGGUAUUCCAUUUUUCCCAUUGAUAAUGAAGAUCUGGUAUAUGGACGAUGGGAGGACAAUAUCAUUUGGGAUGCUCAGGCCAUGCCCCGGAUUUUGGAGCCUCCGGUUUUGACGCUUGAUCCCAAUGAUGAGAACUUGAUUUUGGAAAUCCCUGAUGAAAAGGAAGAAGCUACUUCUAAUUCCCCUUCCAAGGAGAAUAAGAAAGAAUCAUCUCUGAAGAAGAGUCGAAUUCUCUUAGGAAAAACAGGAGUCAUCAAGGAAGAACCACAACAGAACAUGUCUCAGCCAGAAGUGAAAGAUCCAUGGAAUCUCUCCAAUGAUGAAUAUUACUAUCCCAAGCAACAGGGUCUUCGAGGUACUUUCGGAGGGAAUAUUAUCCAGCAUUCAAUUCCAGCAGUAGAAUUACGACAACCCUUCUUUCCCACCCACAUGGGACCUAUCAAACUCCGGCAGUUCCAUCGACCACCUCUAAAAAAGUACUCCUUUGGGGCACUAUCUCAGCCAGGUCCACACUCAGUCCAGCCUCUGCUGAAACACAUCAAAAAAAAGGCAAAGAUGAGAGAACAGGAGAGGCAAGCCUCAGGUGGUGGAGAGAUGUUUUUUAUGCGCACACCUCAGGACCUCACAGGCAAAGAUGGAGACCUUAUUCUUGCAGAAUACAGUGAGGAAAAUGGACCAUUAAUGAUGCAAGUUGGCAUGGCAACCAAGAUAAAAAACUACUAUAAGCGGAAACCUGGAAAAGAUCCUGGAGCCCCAGAUUGCAAAUAUGGAGAAACUGUUUAUUGCCAUACAUCUCCUUUCCUGGGCUCUCUCCAUCCUGGCCAGUUACUACAGGCAUUUGAGAACAAUCUUUUUCGCGCUCCAAUUUAUCUUCAUAAGAUGCCAGAGACUGACUUCUUGAUCAUUCGAACAAGGCAGGGUUACUAUAUUCGAGAAUUAGUGGACAUUUUUGUGGUGGGCCAGCAGUGUCCCUUGUUUGAAGUUCCUGGUCCUAACUCCAAAAGGGCCAAUACACACAUCCGAGACUUUCUACAGGUUUUCAUUUAUCGCCUCUUUUGGAAGAGUAAAGAUAGGCCUCGGCGGAUCCGGAUGGAAGAUAUAAAAAAAGCCUUUCCUUCACAUUCAGAAAGCAGCAUCCGGAAGAGGCUAAAGCUAUGUGCUGACUUCAAACGUACAGGGAUGGAUUCAAACUGGUGGGUGCUGAAGUCUGAUUUUCGUUUACCAACGGAAGAGGAGAUCAGAGCUAUGGUCUCACCAGAACAGUGCUGUGCUUACUAUAGCAUGAUAGCUGCAGAGCAGAGACUAAAGGAUGCUGGCUAUGGAGAGAAGUCCUUUUUUGCUCCCGAGGAAGAAAAUGAGGAAGAUUUCCAGAUGAAGAUUGAUGAUGAAGUUCGUACUGCUCCUUGGAACACUACAAGAGCUUUCAUUGCUGCCAUGAAGGGCAAAUGUCUCCUGGAGGUGACAGGAGUAGCAGAUCCUACAGGCUGUGGUGAAGGAUUCUCCUAUGUGAAGAUUCCCAACAAACCAACACAGCAGAAGGAUGAUAAGGAACCUCAGCCAGUGAAGAAGACAGUCACAGGAACAGAUGCAGACCUUCGUCGCCUGUCUCUAAAAAAUGCCAAGCAACUUCUUCGUAAAUUUGGUGUGCCUGAGGAAGAGAUUAAAAAGUUGUCCCGCUGGGAAGUUAUUGAUGUGGUACGUACAAUGUCAACAGAACAGGCUCGCUCUGGAGAGGGGCCCAUGAGUAAAUUUGCCCGUGGAUCAAGGUUUUCUGUGGCUGAACAUCAAGAGCGUUACAAAGAGGAAUGUCAGCGCAUCUUUGACCUACAGAACAAGGUUUUGUCAUCAACUGAAGUCUUAUCAACUGACACUGACAGCAGCUCAGCUGAAGACAGUGACUUUGAAGAAAUGGGAAAGAACAUUGAGAACAUGCUGCAGAACAAGAAAACGAGCUCUCAACUCUCUAGGGAACGGGAGGAACAGGAGCGGAAGGAACUCCAGCGGAUGCUACUGGCAGCAGGCUCAGCAUCAGCAGGAAAUAAUCACAGAGAUGAUGACACAGCUUCGGUGACUAGCCUUAACUCUUCUGCCACUGGACGCUGUCUCAAGAUUUAUAGAACAUUUCGAGAUGAAGAGGGGAAGGAGUAUGUUCGUUGUGAGACAGUCCGAAAACCAGCUGUUAUUGAUGCCUAUGUGCGCAUACGCACCACAAAAGAUGAGGAAUUCAUUCGAAAAUUUGCGCUUUUUGAUGAGCAGCAUCGAGAAGAGAUGCGAAAAGAACGGAGGAGGAUUCAAGAACAAUUGAGGAGACUUAAACGAAACCAGGAAAAGGAGAAGCUGAAGGGUCCUCCUGAGAAAAAGCCAAAAAAAAUGAAGGAACGCCCUGACUUAAAACUGAAAUGUGGAGCAUGUGGUGCCAUCGGGCACAUGAGAACAAACAAAUUCUGCCCCCUUUAUUAUCAAACAAAUGCUCCACCUUCCAAUCCUGUUGCCAUGACAGAGGAACAGGAGGAGGAGUUGGAAAAGACAGUCAUUCAUAAUGAUAAUGAAGAACUUAUCAAGGUUGAAGGGACCAAAAUCGUUUUAGGAAAACAGCUAAUUGAGAGUGCAGAUGAAGUUCGCAGAAAAUCUCUGGUCCUGAAGUUUCCUAAACAACAACUUCCUCCCAAGAAAAAACGGCGGGUUGGAACCACUGUUCACUGUGACUAUUUAAAUAGACCUCACAAAUCCAUCCAUCGUCGCCGGACAGACCCUAUGGUGACACUGUCAUCUAUCUUGGAGUCUAUCAUCAAUGACAUGAGAGAUCUUCCAAAUACAUACCCUUUCCAUACUCCAGUUAAUGCAAAGGUUGUAAAGGACUAUUACAAAAUCAUCACUCGACCAAUGGAUCUACAGACACUCCGUGAAAAUGUGCGCAAACGCCUCUAUCCAUCUCGGGAAGAAUUCAGAGAGCAUUUGGAACUAAUUGUGAAAAAUAGUGCAACCUAUAAUGGGCCGAAACACUCACUGACUCAGAUUUCUCAAUCUAUGCUGGAUCUCUGUGAUGAAAAACUCAAAGAGAAAGAAGAUAAGUUGGCACGUUUAGAGAAAGCUAUCAACCCCUUGCUUGACGAUGAUGACCAAGUAGCGUUUUCUUUUAUUCUGGAUAACAUUGUCACUCAGAAAAUGAUGGCAGUUCCAGAUUCUUGGCCAUUUCAUCACCCAGUUAAUAAGAAGUUCGUUCCAGAUUAUUACAAAGUAAUUGUCAGUCCAAUGGAUUUGGAGACUAUACGUAAGAAUAUCUCCAAGCAUAAAUACCAGAGUCGAGAGAGCUUUCUAGAUGAUGUAAACCUUAUUCUGGCCAACAGUGUUAAGUACAAUGGGUCUGAGAGUCAGUAUACUAAAACUGCUCAGGAGAUUGUGAAUGUUUGUUACCAGACAUUAACUGAGUAUGAUGAACAUUUGACUCAACUUGAGAAAGAUAUUUGUACAGCUAAAGAAGCAGCUCUUGAGGAAGCAGAAUUAGAAAGCCUUGACCCAAUGACUCCAGGACCUUACACACCACAGCCUCCUGAUUUGUAUGAUAACAGCACAUCCCUCAGUGUUUCUCGAGAUGCCUCUGUAUAUCAAGAUGAGAGCAAUAUGUCUGUCUUGGAUAUUCCCAGUGCUACUUCAGAAAAGCAGCUAACACAGGAAGGUGAAGAUGGAGAUGGUGAUCUUGCAGAUGAAGAGGAAGGAACUGUACAACAGCCUCAAGCCAGUGUCCUGUAUGAGGAUUUGCUUAUGUCUGAAGGAGAAGAUGAUGAGGAAGAUGCUGGGAGUGAUGAAGAAGGAGAUAACCCUUUUUCUGCUAUUCAGCUAAGUGAAAGUGGAAGUGACUCUGAUGUGGGAUCUGGCAGUAUAAGACCCAAACAGCCCCGUGUGCUUCAAGAGAAUACGAGGAUGGGCAUGGAAAAUGAAGAAAGCAUGAUGUCCUAUGAGGGAGAUGGUGGGGAGGUUUCCCGUGGUUUGGAGGAUAGCAACAUCAGUUAUGGGAGCUAUGAGGAACCUGAUCCCAAGUCGAACACCCAGGAUACAAGCUUCAGCAGCAUCGGUGGGUAUGAGGUAUCAGAGGAGGAAGAAGAUGAGGAAGAGCAGCGUUCUGGGCCCAGCGUACUAAGCCAGGUCCACCUGUCUGAGGACGAGGAGGACAGUGAGGAUUUCCACUCCAUUGCUGGAGACAGUGACAUGGACUCUGAUGAAUGAGGCUUCCUUUAAGCCUCUUCAGUAAGC